GCGUUAGCGCUUCUGGUCUCAUGGCUCCGCCCGAAGGCUAUGCACCGGUCGUCGCCUUCAGAUUCUGUCCGCCGUCGGGCAUUUAUUUCCAGCUUGCCAUCUACGUUUUCGAGCCUCGGUCGGCCGACAUGAGUCCCAGCGCCCCCUCUCCCCCCUCCGCGCAGGACAUCGCGAACGACAUCGUGCAGAUCGCCACUUUCAUCCUUCAUCGAGACUUCUGGUUUGCGGGCUUCAUGUGCAUCUUCGUGGUCCUCAGCUUUUUGCUCACGGUCUGGGGGAUGCAGCAGAAGAGCGCCCUGAAGCGCUUCGACCUGGUGGGCGAGGCUCGGCUUUGCUUGGCCCGGGGAGUGACGACCGAGGCUUGGGAGGGGAUGCUCGCGAUGGAACGGGUCAUGGAAGCCCCGGGCACGGGCCUCAUCGGCCCAUACGGCGCCUCCCUGCUCCAGUUGACACCUUUGCAGGCAGCCAGCUGCCUCUAUAGGCUCUACGCCUCAGCAAAAGCGAUGGCCGAGGGCCGGCUGCAGAAUGAGGUACGCCAGGGCGCGAAGGCAGAUGCAGCGGCCUUGAGGGCCGUCCGACCGGUGAAGGCGGCCAUGCUCUCCGCCUGGUACUUCGGCGCCUUUGCUGCGGAGCUGGCUGGCUUCGCCGUGGCGAGCGCCACCCUUCACCCGGUCCUCACCUUGCCGGGGUACUUCCUCGGUGCAGUGGCGAAUGGCGCAGCAGCGUGGUGGGGCAGAUCGGCGGAGUUUCUGGGGGCUGCUGCCUUCUCUUGCCUCGGGGUUGCCUUUGCCAUGGCAGGCUUUCAGACCAAGAGCUUCCUCAAGAAUGACGAGGCAAAAGUAGCUGGAGGAGGAGGCCCAGGCAUGAUCCCAGCGGUAUGGAUUUUGAUGCGCUUCAUCUCCUGGACGGCCUUAUGCCUCGUGGACCUUCCCCAGGGCGUUGCUCCCCUGGGCUCCCUGGCACGGCCUAUGGGCCUCCCGGUGCUCCGGGAAAAAUUCCUGGAGCCGGCCACCGCUUCUUGGGAAGCUGUAGCCUGUUUCACUUCCAAUUUCUGGAUCUCUGUCGAACCGGAGGCCAAUGCGACUUCCGUAGCUUUGACCGAAGAGGUGGGGUUUGGCGACUGCGGCUGGCCGACAAGCGGCCAGCUGAGUAGUGCAUCAACAAUUUUUAACACCUGUUUGUUCUCCUUGGCUGCGGUUCUAGUCCCACUGCACAUGUGCAUUGUGGUCGGAAUGCUGCUUUUAAAUCCCAUCUAUGCCUGUGGAGCCGACAACAUUCAGCUCAAGGAGGAGGUUGAGGCGAAGGAUCGCGAAAUCGAAGAUUUCGCGAAGCAGAACGAGCUAGCUGCGGGACAGUACGAGCAGCUGAGCCUGCUUCCGAAUUAG
Molecule: messenger RNA, 1385 nt
Organism: Symbiodinium necroappetens
Lineage: Eukaryota; Dinophyceae; Suessiales; Symbiodiniaceae
Source: the annotation of a GenBank genome assembly